CUCGGGUCUGGUCAAUUGAAGACUUGGGAGGGAAGUGUUUAUUCUUAGCGUGAAGUCGUCGAAAACACAAGACUAGUACUUGUAUGAGAUUGCGGACUCAAUCGGCGCGAUCAGUCUCCGUUGAAAUUAACCCAAGCCGGUUGCACUCCACAACAUAAGUAUAUAACAAAAUCUUGAUACUAUCAUCCUUUGAAACUUUCGAUCCACACUCAACCAGUAGAAAAAACAAAAUGGUCAAAUGGUCAUGCGAUUUCCGAUACCUUCUUCUCGUUGCGGCGGUUGCAUUCAUCUACAUCCAGAUGCGGCUUUUUGCUACACAAUCAGAAUACGCUGAUCGGCUUGCUGCUGCAAUAGAAUCAGAAAACCACUGUACAAGUCAAAUGCGGUUACUAAUUGAUCAAAUAAGCAUGCAGCGAGGGAGGAUUCUAGACUUAGAAGAGAAAAGGAAGCUUCAAGACCAUGAGUGCAGACAAUUGAGAGCUCUUAUUGAAGACCUUCAAAGGAAAGGCCUUGAGAAAAGAACUGACAAAGAACAGGUUCCAGUGGCAGCAGUCGUGGUUAUGGCUUGCAAUCGUGCUGACUAUCUGGAAAAGACCGUUAAAUCUAUCCUAAAAUACCAACGUUCUGUUGCUUCAAAGUACCCCCUUUUUGUAUCCCAGGAUGGAGAAGAUCCUGAUGUCAAAAGCAAGGCUUUGAGUUACAAUCAGCUAACCUACAUGCAGCACUUGGAUUAUGAGCAAGUGCAAACCGAGAGGCCUGGGGAAUUGAUUGCAUAUUACAAGAUUGCACGUCAUUACAAAUGGGCGCUGGAUCAAUUGUUUAAUAAACAUAAUUUUGAUCGAGUUAUCAUACUUGAAGAUGAUAUGGAAAUUGCCCCUGAUUUCUUCGACUAUUUUGAGGCUGCAGCCGCCAUCCUUGAUAACGAUAAGUCGAUUAUGGCUGUUUCUUCAUGGAAUGACAAUGGGCAAAAGCAGUUUGUGCAGGAUCCUCAUGCGCUUUACCGUUCUGAUUUUUUCCCUGGACUUGGCUGGAUGCUGUCUAAAUCUACUUGGGGUGAACUAUCUCCAAAGUGGCCGAAAGCUUACUGGGAUGAUUGGUUGAGGUUGAAAGAGAAUCACAAAGGUCGACAGUUUAUUCGUCCUGAAGUGUGCAGAACGUAUAAUUUUGGUGAGCAUGGUUCUAGUUUUGGCCAAUUCUUCAAACAAUAUCUUGAGCCGAUUAAGCUGAAUGAUGUGAAGGUUGAUUGGAAGUCUACGAAUCUGAGCUACCUAAUGGAGGUAUAUGAUACAUGGAAUGAUCACGUGGACCAGUAUGUCACACAUUUUGCUGACAUGGUUAAGAAUGCGAGACCUAUCCAUGGAACUGAUGCCGUUCUGAAGGUAUCUAACAUAGAUGAUGAUUUGCGCAUCCUGUACAAAGAUCAGGAAGACUUUGAACGCAUUGCACAUCAAUUUGGCAUUUUUGAAGAAUGGAAGGAUGGUGUGCCAAGAACAGCAUACAAAGGAGUUGUUGUGUUCCGAUACCAAACCCGCAAACGUGUAUUCCUUGUUGGUCCUGUAUCUCUUCAACAGCUUGGAAUUGAAUAAGUCACAAUCGAGGUUGAAUUCAAAAAAAAAAAAAUUUGACAGGUUUUGUUAGAAAAAAAAAACUUCUCAAUGUGAUUCAAACAGUUUUGCUCUGAAAACACGGAGGAAAGUCGUACACAUGAAUGAAGUUUGAUAACAAGUUGGGUUCGAGAUACAGAGCUGGCCGUAUUUGCUAUUGUUCAAGUUCCUUGACAAGCAUGGAUUGUCAUUUUGGCACAUGAAACACCGUAUUGUAAUAGAUGAAGUUAAUACCGAAAGGAAAAUAUGCAUGAUUUGGAUAAAUACGAGACAUUUUUGUAGAUUUUGGAAAUUACUACGCUAGUUCCUGUUGACUACUCGUUCUUCGAUUACAUGAAUUAACAUUUCUACAACUCAUACUUCAGUUUCGAUACUACCAAUUCAAGA
Molecule: messenger RNA, 1991 nt
Organism: Rhododendron vialii
Lineage: Eukaryota; Viridiplantae; Streptophyta; Magnoliopsida; Ericales; Ericaceae
Product: alpha-1,3-mannosyl-glycoprotein 2-beta-N-acetylglucosaminyltransferase
Exons: 19
Coding region: 231-1586 (451 amino acids)
Cellular component (GO): Golgi apparatus
Molecular function (GO): alpha-1,3-mannosylglycoprotein 2-beta-N-acetylglucosaminyltransferase activity
Source: RefSeq, a predicted model, not a curated record